AUGGCCGAUCGUGAUGUUGAAGAUCCACUGCUAGCAGAAACUGUGGAUUCUUCACGCCAAUCUAAUGGAAACUCUUCUUUGAAGAGAAGAAAGUAUCGUCGUUCUAAGAGUACCCCGACCGAGGAUAUCUGUGCAGGGCAAACAAGUGUUGAAUCACUUCAACACCCAGAGUCGAUUUUUGGAAAUAAGAUCCAUUUCAAGCAAGUAGUCGCGUUAUUGAGCGCAUAUUUAGGUGUAGGAGCCUUCUGUUUCUUCCUUGUUCGAGAUCAGAUCAAGGGGCAGAAGACGAAUGUAAUUCUUGAUGCCGUUUAUUUCUGUGUCGUUACAAUGACAACCGUUGGAUAUGGGGACCUGGUUCCUGAUAGCAUCUUGUCAAAACUCCUUGCUUGCAUCUUUGUGUUUAUUGGAAUGGCACUUGUUGGAUUUCUCCUAAGCAAAGCAGCAGAUUACAUAGUCGAAAAGCAGGAAAUUCUUUUGGUUAAGACCAUUCACAUGCGCGAAAAAUAUAGCGCUAACGACAUUCUCAAGGAAGUCGAAACCAACAAAGUCGAGUACAAAUUUCUCACGGCCCUCAUUUUUCUUAUAAUCCUCAUAGUUAUUGGAUCAUUAUUCUUAUACCGAAUAGAGGGAUUGAAUCUUUUCGAUGCCUUCUAUUGUGUUUGUGCUACUAUCACGACACUAGGGUAUGGGGAUAAGAGCUUCUCAACUUACACGGGGCGUAUAUUUGCUUCUUUUUGGAUACUUAUAAGCACCAUUUGUUUGGCUCAGUUCUUUUACUGUCUCGCGGAAUUAUAUACUGAGAGGAGAAGAAAAUCACUGGUUAAAUGGGUACUUACAAGGAAGUUAACAAUCUCAGAUCUUGAGGCAGCAGAUCUUGAUAAUGAUAAAGUUGUUAGUGCUGCAGAGUUUGUUGUGUUUAAACUCAAAGAGCUGGGGAAGAUAAGCAAGGAAGAUAUCGAUAUGGUGAUGGAGGGAUUUAAAUUUCUUGACGUUGAUCAAUCAGGAACUCUUACGAAAGCUGAUUUAGUUAACCCCGGCUCAUCGAAUUCUUAG
This is a messenger RNA of Fraxinus pennsylvanica, 1053 nucleotides long. The record is from the annotation of a GenBank genome assembly. Lineage: Eukaryota; Viridiplantae; Streptophyta; Magnoliopsida; Lamiales; Oleaceae.